This is a messenger RNA of Penicillium concentricum, 762 nucleotides long. RefSeq lists its product as uncharacterized. The record is from RefSeq and is a predicted model, not a curated record. Lineage: Eukaryota; Fungi; Ascomycota; Eurotiomycetes; Eurotiales; Aspergillaceae. Bases 1 to 762 code for a protein of 253 amino acids. The transcript is spliced from 2 exons.
AUGGGAUUCGAUCUUGAAGCUGUACGCAUCACCGCGUUGCCUGAGGAUGCAUUCUAUAUUUCGGACUUCAUUACAGAGGACGAGGAGAAUUGGUUACUUCAGAAGGUAAAAUCAGCGCCGCUGCCACGUUGGACCCAGCUCUCGCAUCGCAGACUUCAAACAUGGCCAUCAGCCCUCACCAAAAGUAAUGCGCUUCUCGCAUCGCCCCUACCAGCUUGGCUUAGAUCACCGAUUGUCGAGCCGCGGUUUGAGGCACUGCGUAUCUUCAACGAUGCGCCACACCAGGCGCCCAACCAUGUCCUAGUAAACGAGUACCAGCCUGGACAGGGGAUCAUGCCACAUGAAGAUGGAGCAGCGUACUAUCCACUCGUUGCGACAGUGAGUCUAGGUGCACCAAUUGUGCUCGAUGUGUAUGACAAACAUACCCAAAGCGACAGGGGAAGCGGUACACAAAUCAAGGCCGGAAGAGAUGUUGCCGGGAUGCUUGAAAGAAAUCAAAGACCUCAAUACAGGGUCUUACAGGAGAGACGGAGUCUGUUGAUCACGAGGGGCAAGAUGUACACCGAUCUUCUGCAUGGCAUCGAGGGAACGACGAGAGAUGAGGAUCUGGGCCCCGACUCUAUCUCCAACUGGGAGCUCUUGCGGGAGAAGGAACCGUACCAGAGCGGGUGGUAUGAGCGGAAGACGAGGACUAGCCUCACAUACAGGGACGUGCUUCAAGUUGUGAAGAUGGGGAAUACCUUGAAAUUUUUAGGGAGGUAA